Messenger RNA from Mirounga angustirostris (Northern elephant seal), 825 nucleotides. RefSeq names its product zymogen granule protein 16 (gene ZG16). The coding region runs from base 140 to 643 and encodes 167 amino acids. The transcript is spliced from 5 exons. Lineage: Eukaryota; Metazoa; Chordata; Mammalia; Carnivora; Phocidae. The record is from RefSeq and is a predicted model, not a curated record.
UCCCUUGUGUUCUUGGGAGGAGUCCUCAGUCCUAGAUGCUUUCCACUUGCCCUCUGGACCUCUGUUCCCAGGAGGGGGAUCUACAGGAGUUCAGUGUCCACCUGCAACACCAUGUUACCCUUCUCCGAAAAGCGCCAGGAUGUUGACCAUUUCUCUUCUUGCCCUUCUCUGUGUAUCAGCCUCGGCCGGUGCCAUUCAGACUAGGUCCUCCUCCUACAAUGGAGAGUAUGGAAGCGGUGGAGGGCAGCGAUUCUCCCAUUCUGGUUACCAGCUGGAAGGUCCCAUCACCGCCAUCCGUAUCCGGGUCAACAGAUACUACAUCGUAGGGCUCCAGGUCCGUUAUGGCAAGGUGUGGAGCGACUACGUGGGCGGCACCCAGGGAAAACUGGAGGAGAUCGUCCUGCACCCUGGGGAGUCAGUGAUCCAGGUGUCCGGCAAGUACAAGUACUACGUGAGGCAGCUGGUCUUCGUGACUGACAAGGGCCGCCACCUGCCUUUUGGGAAAAACAAAGGCAGGCGUUUCAAAGCUGUCCCCUUGUACCCCCACACUGUGCUUCGAUUCAUCAGUGGUCGCGCUGGCUCCCUCAUCAACGCCAUCGGCCUGCACUGGGACGUCUACCCCAGUGACUGUGGCAGUUGCUGAGCCUCAGUUCCGUCCCAGGCUGGGCACCGCAAGGGGGUGUGAGAACCUCUUUACCAUGAACCUCAUCCACAUGGCUCAAUAAAAAAGCUAAAAGGACAUAGCUACCACUUGUGUCUGUGGGGGUGUGCCGCUGGGAUCUGCCUCCUGGCUCUGCUUCUGGACGUGCGAAGCUCGUUUCUGCU